Messenger RNA from Phyllostomus discolor (pale spear-nosed bat), 735 nucleotides. RefSeq names its product interferon lambda-1-like. NCBI's taxonomy places the organism in Eukaryota, Metazoa, Chordata, Mammalia, Chiroptera, Phyllostomidae. The record is from RefSeq and is a predicted model, not a curated record. Gene Ontology annotation, biological process: positive regulation of immune response; innate immune response; defense response to virus. Gene Ontology annotation, molecular function: cytokine activity.
AUGGCUGCAGCAUGGUUCCUGGUGAUGGUGGCCUCGGGCCUGGGCUUGGCCACAGCAGGUCCUGUCCCCACCUCCAAGCCUCACUCAACAGGGAGGGGCUGUGACAUUGGCAAGUUCGAAUAUCUGCCACCAACGGAGUGGAAGGCCUUCAAGAAAGCCAAGGAUGCCUUGGAAAACUCACUGGAAAAUCAGAGCUGCAGUUCCUGCCUCUUCCCCAGAUCCUGGACACUGACACAACUACAUGUGUGGGAGCACCCUGUGGCCUUGGAGGCUGAGCUGGCCUUAACAGUGGGGGUCCUGGAGACUGUGGCUGACUCAUCCCUAGAGGACAUCCUGGACCAGCCCCUUCACACACUGCACUGUAUCCUCUCUGAGGUCCAGGCCUGUGUUUCAGCUCUGCCCACCUCAGGCUCUAGGCCCCUCCUCCAGCACUGGCUGAACCAGCUCCAGAGAACCCCAAAGAAGGUGUCCCAAGAGUGCCUUGAAGCCACUGUCACAUUCAACCUCUUCCGCCUCCUCAAACAGGACUUGAAUUAUAUCACCAGGGGAGGAGAUCUGUGCAUCUGGGAGCCCAAAUCCAGACACACUGCCUCCAACACACCGAGCACAGUCCUGUCUCACAGCCUUCGCACGCGCUAUUUCCAUCACCAGGAAUGCCGUCCCCUGGCUCUUCCCACAGUGGAUUUCUUCAGCUCCAACAUCACUUUUGGACCCGCCCCCACUAAUCUAAAGUAG